Messenger RNA from Stereum hirsutum FP-91666 SS1, 1264 nucleotides. RefSeq names its product HAD-like protein. NCBI's taxonomy places the organism in Eukaryota, Fungi, Basidiomycota, Agaricomycetes, Russulales, Stereaceae. The transcript is spliced from 3 exons. Gene Ontology annotation, molecular function: sugar-phosphatase activity; beta-phosphoglucomutase activity. The record is from RefSeq and is a predicted model, not a curated record. The coding region runs from base 4 to 1080 and encodes 358 amino acids.
AGCAUGUCCUCUACGAGCUUCACCGCCGAUGCCGUCCUCUUUGACAUGGAUGGCACCCUCACCGACUCCAUCGCCGCUGUAGAAGCUGCCUGGGGUAAAGUUGCGAAGGAUAUUGGGCAAGACCCGCACUAUGUCAUCGCAGCUACCCACGGCAAGCGCGCUGUCGACAACCUCGCCCAGUUCAAGCCUGAUAUCAAGGCCCACGAGAUGGACGACGAGGUUCAAGCCUUCGAGGAGACUAUCCUCUACUACGCCGACGCUUACAACAAGCACGGCCCCGGCUCUCAGACUAACUCGCCAUGGUCUUACACUCCCGCCACUCCUCACACCCCUGCUUCCGUUGUUUAUUCCGGCGCCGUCACUCCAGAACUCAUUUCCGCCGGCUCAUCAGCACCAUCCUCUCGCGCCACUUCCUUCUCCACACCUGCCGGCACACAACGACGUCCAUCCUUCGGCACUCGUCUUAACAACAUACUUCAGAUGUCCGUCAUGCCCGACGCCGACUCGCAUGGUUUCGACGAUGCUAUCAUGGAGGACGUUCACGAAGAGAUGAUUCAGCAGGAGGGCAAGGGUGGCUUGAGCACGCUCAAGGGCUCGUCGCAUGAGAUGAACGCUUGGCAGAUCGAGGCCGCGAGUGUCGACCGUUCUGUUCAGAUCUUGCCCGGCGUGAAAAGGAUGAUCGAGUCCAUCCCUGAGGGACACUAUGCUGUCGCCACAUCGGGUGCGAAGACCUACGCUUACGGUUGCAUGACUCGCGUUGGUAUCACUCCCCCACCAGUCACUAUCACCGCCGACGACAAGCGUCUGAAGGCUGGCAAGCCCGCUCCUGACCCCUUCCUCCUCGCUGCGAAGUGCCUCGGCUUCGACGCGAAGAAGUGUGUCGUAUUCGAAGACUCGCCUUCCGGUAUCCGCGCCGGCGUCGCAUCAGGCGCGACCGUCAUCGCCGUCUGCACCUCGCACGAGCGUUCGAAGAUCGAGAACUGCGGUGCGCACUAUAUUGUGGAGAACAUGGAGAAGGUGACCUGCAUUCCAGAAGAGGUUGACGGCGAGAUCAAGCUGAAGUUUGUCAUCGAGGCUUGAGUUUUUACGUUCCCUGUCUUGUUGUACUAUACCCGCUUCGCCAUACCUUUAUCACGUUCCACCUACUCCCAUGUCUCCAUAGCCCCGCAUGCAUCUUUACUCGCUCUCCUGUUGUUCAUCGUAUUGUUGUACUCAUAGAUUGUAGAUUAUAAUUUCUCCUUUGUUUGUACUAUCAUCUGGAAUC